GGGUCAAGAGCAGAGCACAAGGAACACUUGUAAGUCCUUUUCCAUUUCCCCACCAGGUGAUGGAUCAGGAUAAACCAUGGGCUCUGAUCUCAGAGCUUGGUGAGGGGGUCUACACUGAAGACAUCACUGACAUCAUGAAACAACACUUCCAUUUAAUAAGCCAUAAAGAGUUCCUCCAAAACCCCCAGCUGCAAGGCCCCAAAAUCCAGGCCUUGUUUUUGUGGAAUGCUUGUCCUGAUGCUGAGCCGUCUCUGCUAACUUCACUGCCAUUACUGAAGGUGGUGGCUAAUGGAGGAGUGGGCAUUGACCACCUGGAUGUGCCCUACAUUAACAGCCUGGGUGUGAAAGUCACCAACACUCCUGGUGUGGUGAGUGAUGCCACAGCCGACAUGGCCAUGGGUCUGCUUCUGGCAUCGGCACGAAAGAUCGUUGAAGGUCACAGAGUAGCUACAGACCCAAAUACAUUCAGUGUACCAGAAGGCAUGAUGGGAGUUGAAGUCACAGGGUCCACCAUGGGGAUCAUUGGAAUGGGUGACAUUGGACUCAAAAUAGCCAGAAGAGCCAGAGGAUUUGAAAUGAAGAUCCUGUACCAUAACAGGAACAGAAGGAGUCCUGAGGAUGAGGCGUCGGUGGGGGCCUCUUACUGUCAGAACAUAGACGACCUGCUCAGACAGUCGGACUUCGUUGUCCUGGCGGUGAACCUGAGCCCAGAAACCAGAGGCCUGAUCAGCCACAGACAGCUGUCCCUGAUGAAGCCCACAUCCACCCUGGUCAACAUCAGCAGAGGUCUUGUUGUGGACCAGGAUGCCUUAGUCCAAGCUCUCCGGUCUGGAAUGAUUCGUGCAGCAGCGUUAGACGUGACUUACCCUGAACCUUUACCAAGGGACCACCCUCUUCUUGGACUGCCUAAUGUGCUCAUCACCCCCCACAUUGGAACCGACACCUAUACUACGACCAGAAAGAUGGUCCAGCUGAUGGUGGAGAAUGCUGUGGCUGCAGUGAAGGGCCUUCCCAUUCCUAAUGAAGUCAGGCCCAAAUGA
Messenger RNA from Sphaeramia orbicularis (orbiculate cardinalfish), 1040 nucleotides. RefSeq names its product probable 2-ketogluconate reductase. Bases 60 to 1040 code for a protein of 326 amino acids. Gene Ontology annotation, cellular component: cytosol. Lineage: Eukaryota; Metazoa; Chordata; Actinopteri; Kurtiformes; Apogonidae. The transcript is spliced from 6 exons. Gene Ontology annotation, molecular function: NAD binding; hydroxypyruvate reductase [NAD(P)H] activity; glyoxylate reductase (NADPH) activity. The record is from RefSeq and is a predicted model, not a curated record.